Messenger RNA from Papaver somniferum (opium poppy), 1263 nucleotides. RefSeq lists its product as uncharacterized. The transcript has 5 exons. Bases 144 to 671 code for a protein of 175 amino acids. The record is from RefSeq and is a predicted model, not a curated record. NCBI's taxonomy places the organism in Eukaryota, Viridiplantae, Streptophyta, Magnoliopsida, Ranunculales, Papaveraceae.
UUCCUUCCCAUUGACUCUUCAGAAUCAUUCACUCUUUAAUUUUUUUCUCUAUAUUUAUUAAUUAAGUUCCUUAUAUAACUCUCACAUUUGGUUUUGACUUUAUAAUAAAAACAGAGCCAUCAUCCAGAUCAAAAUUUUCUCACAUGGAUAAAAGAAACAAGAUCAAACCUAUUGAGACAAAGUAUCCAAAAGUGAAAGUGAGAAGUGAGGAUGAUGAUUUCUGUUCACAUAAGGAGAAGAAUUGCUUAAUGUUGCUGAAAGUUUUUGAAACUCUCUCAUUACAAGUUCAAGCUUCACCUGGAAAAGAACUAGAAAACGAUAUUCCCCCAUCAGUUGCAAGGGUUCCGAAGUUAUACAGCCCAGUCUUAGCAGUACCAUCAACUUCUUCUGCUAAAGCAGGGGCACAGAAGCAUGAGAAACAAAUAGAGGAAGAUACCAAAAGCAACAAUGGAGCAAGUUCGGUUCUACGGCCUCGUGCUGUCUUAUCUAGUCCAUAUAAUGAUGGCAUGAUCGGACAUAUCAACCGGUUAUCCAGAGUAGAGCUGGCAAACGGGCGGGCCGGGGCUGGCUUGUUACGGGUUACACGGGUUCGGGUUAACACGGAUCAAAACCCGCGGGUUGAUAUUCUUCACGGGUGGUCAUUUCUUCAACCCGCACCCGUAACGGGUUAAACCUGCGGGUUUACGGGUUAACCCGUUUAUGGUCUAUCUUAAACUGUAAACUGUUAUUGACAAAUUUAUGUGCUGCCUCCCCAAGAUGUCGACCAGAACCCCUUCCAUUUCCGUGGUGGUUGUUUUUCCUGACAUUUUCCCAUGGUUUCCUUCCAUUAUCUUCAUGCCAUAAAGUAGGUGGUGGCUUCAAAUCUUCUACUUCGACCAUCCUCUUUGAGAAGAUAACACCAGCUGAAGGUCGAGCGACAUGAGUAUGUGCAUCAGGAAGUCUGUAAAUAGCACAGAUGACUUGAUUAUUCAUAAUAUCGUCCAUUCCGGGAACAGGCGAUUGAAAGACCGGUGGGCAACGAUCUCCAUUACAAAGAGAUAUAUAUCCAUUCAUCCCGCCACUGGCCUUGGGGUCAAUUUUUUCUUUCACUUCAGCCCCUUUUUUGUUAGACAACUGAUCAGCGAGGCAAAAUAUGUAUGGAGAGAGCGAGUUAGAUGUCGAGAUGAACAACAUAUUUUCCAUGAAGCUGUUUCUUUUUGCUUCCUCUGUCAAAGUAUGUUCCACUUUUUUUAUCUCAGCAAGAAGACGACUUUUAUCAAUGAA